Dictyostelium discoideum AX4 is the source of this 3549-nucleotide messenger RNA. Its product is annotated as EGF-like domain-containing protein. The transcript is spliced from 5 exons. The record is from RefSeq and is a predicted model, not a curated record. NCBI's taxonomy places the organism in Eukaryota, Evosea, Eumycetozoa, Dictyosteliales, Dictyosteliaceae. The coding region runs from base 1 to 3549 and encodes 1182 amino acids.
AUGGUCUUUAAAAAUAUUACCAAAAUAUUUUUUAUUUUAAUUUCUCUUAAUUUGGUAUUUUCCAUAGUUCCACCUUUCAAUGAAUAUAACUGGGUUUCAUUAAUAAAAAAUAAAUUUUCCACAACUUAUAAUGGUGAUUUGUGUGGGGAUUAUAUUGAUUGUGAUCCCCAAACAGGUUCAGUUAUUGGAAUUACAAUAUUGAGCACAAAUAUAAACAACGAAAAACUUAAUAUCAGUGAUAUUGAUUGUUUACCAAAUUUAGAAAAACUUCAUACUGAAAAUGUUGCUAUUGAGGAAGGAUUCAUUUAUCACACAUUUUCUUCACUAAAGUCAUUAACCAUUUUAAAUUCAGGAAAUAGUUUGAUUGAUGGAAUAACUCAAAUGUUACCAAAUUAUGACUACUUUGAAUUAUCAAGUUCAGAAUUUGGUGGUAAAGAUUUAAAUUUAAUUAAUAUUGCAAAUGUUAAAAAGUUUAAAAGUGGUGUUGGUUUUGUUAAUUUAGUAUAUAGUUCAUUUCCAAGUAAUUUCAAGACAAUUGAAAUUAGUAUAUAUGCGUUAAAUUAUAUUGACUUUUCCAGUUUUCCAAGAUUUAAAAGUGUUGCUUUUUUUUUUAAUAAAAAUUUUGAUUUAGAAACAAAGCAGUACUUUCCAACCAUUUCAACUGAUUUAAUGAAUAUCACACACAAUAUUGGUGAUUUAUUAGGUGAAUCAACAGAAUUUUAUGGUCAUACAAAUUUUAAAAUCAAUACUUUAAAUAUUUUAUCAAGAGUUACACCACCUUCACAGUAUAUUGAUUUUUCAAAAAAUUUAAACUAUAAAACCAUUAGAUUAAUCAAUUUUGGUAAUUUCAAUUUCAAUUUUCCAAUUAUAAACAUUCAAAAAAAUACUACAGUUGAGGUAAUGAACGGAUUUCUAAAUAAAAUGCCUCCAAUUUCAGAAUGGGGAGAUUCAAACAACCAUGUUUCAUUACAAUCUGUAAAUAUUGUUGCCCAACUUCCUAAUUAUACUGGCUCUGCAGAAUUUGUCAAGUUAUCAAAAAAUCAAAUUGGAGGAACAAUCGAUAAAUCAUGGUGUAAUACUGAAUUGAUUGUUCCCAAUAACUUAUUAGGAGGUUGUUUCACAUGUUACUUUGAUAAUCCAGAAGUACCAGGAAUUGAUGACCCAGGUUAUGCAAUGUUUGAUAGAUUUACUGAUAAUUCAUUUACAAAUCAUAAUAAAUCAAUAAAUUGUCCAACAUUUUUACCAAGAGUAACAGUUUUACAAAGAAAUCCACCUCAAAUUAAAGUAUUUGGACAAGACAUUGGAUAUGAUCCUCGUAAUUGGUUAGUUAAUGGUACAAUUGGGUUUUCAGAUGUUAAAAAGGUUUUAAUUGGCAGAGAGUAUCAUUUAACAUUAACAAGUGGAAGUUUUAUUGAUGUGGACUACUUUUCAGUUUUAUUCAAGUUACCAUUUAAUGCAAGUUAUACAUUCGCACUUGUAGAUAAACCACCACAACUUGAUACUAUUACUGUCUAUUCCGAUUCUGUAAUUACAAUUGAGGGAAGUUACUUUUCAAGUUACAUGGGUCACUUAUCUCAAUCAAUUACAGUUGGCGGAGUUGAAUGUAUUCCUGAAUCAACAUCAUUCUUUAAUAUAGUAUGUAAUACAUACCCAGAGACUUUAUUUUCAUCAUUUUCUCAAGAUUUUGUAAUCAAUGUUGAAGGAAGAGAAACUAUGGUAACAAUUAGUACACAUAUAGUAUCAACAAAUUAUAUGCAAUGUCCAAAUAGAUGUACCAAUACAACUACUGGUAUAUGUGAUAUGUAUAGUGGAGCAUGUACAUGUCAUAGAGGAUACCGUGGUAAAGACUGUUCUUUGGCAAGUUUAACAUGCCCAUCAAAUGAUUUGACUUCAGUUUGUAGUGGAAAUGGUCUUUGUAAUUCGACAAAUGGUGAAUGUGUAUGCAAUUCUGGUUUCCAAUCUGAUGAUUGUUCAAUUCCUGUUUUAAACUGUCCAACUGAAAAUACAUCUAAAUGUAGUGGAUUCGGUACAUGUAAUAAUAUAACAGGUAUUUGUACAUGUGAUGAUAAUCAUCAAUCUACAGACUGUUCAAUUCCAUUUGUUAAAUGCCCUUCAAUCAAUAUAUUUGAAUGUAGUGGAUUUGGGAAAUGUGAAAAUACAACAGGUGUAUGUACUUGUGAUGAACUUAGUUUUAGUGAUGAUUGCUCAUUACAUAAUUGUUUAGAACCAAGUUGUAAUUCAAAUGGUAAAUGUGAUUUGUCAAUUGGCCAAUGUAAAUGCAACUCUUUAUUUACAGGUGAUGAUUGUUUAAUACCACUCCAUUUCGUUAGUUCAAUUAUUCCAUCAUUAGAAACUGGUGGUCCUGCAAUUUUUUAUGGUUAUUUUGGUGAUUUACGUUCAAAUUUAAAAUUAUCAAUUGGUGGUUUACCAUGUCAAAUUACAUUCAACUCUUCAAAUUUAAUAAAUUGUACAGCACCACCUGGUUCUGGUAUUAAAUCAAUAACAGUCACUCAAAAUGAUAUUGUUUGGCGUGGUAAAGAUAUUUAUAAAUAUAUAAGUAAUUUUUUGAAAUGUCCAAAUGAUUGUUCAAAUAAUGGUAGAUGUAAUCAAACUACACUCGAAUGUGAUUGCUUCCCAAAUUUUGGUUCAUUCGAUUGCAGUGGUUCAAUUGAUAAUAUUCCAAAAUCAAAUGUUACAAUUGAUACAAAUUCAAGUACAACUGUAAUUAAAAAUCAAGAAAUUAAUUUCCAAAUUUAUUAUAAACAAUUAUUAGAAGUCGAUUAUAAUGGUAAAAUAAUUAAACAAUAUAAUUUAAAUAAUAAUUGGAAUUCAAAUAAAUCUUCAUCAUCAUCAUCAUCAUUAGAUCAAAUUGAACAUAUAUUCACUCAAUCAAUUAAUGAUGGUAAUAAUCAAUGUAAAAUUAUAUCAAAUAUAAAAGAAAUUUUAAAAAAACAAGAAAUUUCAUUCGCAGAUACUAUAUUCAAAUUAGAACCAAAUUCAAUCAAAUUAACAAUCUCAAUUCAAAAUUAUACAUAUCAAAAUAAUUUAAAUACAUUAAAACUUGAAAUGGUUGCAUCAGUUAAUCAAGAUGAUAAUGAUAAUGAAAAUGAUUGUAAUGAAAAUGAAUCAAACAUUGAUACAAGUAAUUCAAAUGAUUUAUCACUAUUUAAUUAUAUUAAAAUUUCAAAAAAUAAUAAAUUAUUUAGUGGUCGUUUUAUUAAUAGAGUACUUUCUGAUGGUGUUUCGACAUUUUUAAGCUCAACAACUACAACAUCAUCUUUAGAUUCAGUUAUCGUUUCAUUAAAUCUUCCACAUUGUAAAAAAGAAUGUUUGAUUGAUCCUGAUUUUUCAGUUUUAGUAACAUCCAAAUUUCAACAAAAUUGCGAAAAAGAUGAUAAUAAUAAUAAAAAAUAUGUUAUACCUGUAGCUGUUGUAGUUUCAGUUGUUGGUGCUACAGCAAUAGCUGGUGCUGCAUACCUUUUUUAUCGUAAAAAAUUUGUUGAAAAUCAAUUAAAAAUUAAGUUAAAGAUUUUUAAUAAACAAAACUAA